This is a messenger RNA of Meriones unguiculatus (Mongolian gerbil), 4836 nucleotides long. RefSeq names its product interleukin 36 beta (gene Il36b). Gene Ontology annotation, molecular function: cytokine activity. Bases 843 to 1382 code for a protein of 179 amino acids. Gene Ontology annotation, biological process: cellular response to lipopolysaccharide; inflammatory response to antigenic stimulus; positive regulation of T cell differentiation. NCBI's taxonomy places the organism in Eukaryota, Metazoa, Chordata, Mammalia, Rodentia, Muridae. The record is from RefSeq and is a predicted model, not a curated record. The transcript has 9 exons.
UCUCACUCGAGGGGCAUGACUUUGGUCAGCUGAGAACGGCCAUUGGUGGACUCUGAGGAGAGGAGAUGUUUAGAAGCUCAUGAGCAGUAAGGCAGCACUUGAUUGAGAUCGUUGCCCUGAUCUUCGUGCUUCGACACUUGAUUUCACAGAGAGAAACAUUCCGGAGAACUUCUUGGGGCAUCCAACUGAGUCUUGCGGCUUUCAUUGACUUGUCCCGGUUUGCUGAAUUGUACUGAUUUGUGUUGCUGUUUAGUGUUGGCCUUUGGACUGGACUGCUGGUAUCUGGACAACAAAAGGUGGACACACCCCAAGGAACUACUUCUAAAAAGAGAGAAACGUUCCAGAGAACUUCUUGGAGCAAUCCAACUGAGUCUUGCGGCUUUUGGUGAUUUGUUGUGAUGAUUUGUACUGUGUUUAGUGUUGGCCUUUGGACUGGACUGCUGGUAUCCAGACAACAAAGGGUGGCCUCAUCCUAAGGAGCUACUUCUAAAAAGGAUAUGAUAGAGUCAGACUAAUUCUCUGUGAUGCAGAACAUCCUGCCAACUUCUACUACAGGCUUCUAGAGAACGGUGAAAUUUCUUAAUGGCAGAGUCAGGAAGAGCCCCUUCAGCGAUGCAGAGCUAUGCUUCCUGUUUGAAAGCAAGGCAGAGAUGGGGCACAGAAGCUGGCAGACAGGUGGUAUGAAGCAGUCAGAAAUUGCUCACCAGGACUCACUGCCUCAAAAGGCAAAGCUGAACUCUGUCGCCACCUUCCAUCCAAAUGGUGCAUUGCAUGUUCCCCAUCUUAGAAAAUGACCGCAGGGAUACCACUGGGGGCUUGGAGUCUGCACCUUGGGCCAGACAAUGAUGGCUUCCUCUCCACAAGGUCCUGUACUUUAUCCUUCUCAAAAAAGCUCUGACGCCAAGAAGGAAUUUCAGAGUUUUCCCAGAACCUACAGGGUCCAUGAUUCUCAACAGAUGGUGUGGGUCCUGACUGGAAAUUCUUUAAUAGCAGUUCCUGCCAGCAACAAUGUCAAGCCUGUUGUUCUUAGCGUGAUGACAUGUAGAGACACAGAAUUCCAAGAUACAGAAAAGGGUAAUCUCGUUUUUCUGGGAAUCAAGAACAAAAAACUGUGUCUCUUCUGCAUGGAAAUUGACAGCAAACCCACUUUGCAGCUUAAGGAUGUAGACAUCACUGAAGUAUACAAUGAGAGCAAAGCACAGAAAGCCUUUCUCUUCUACCAUGGCACAGAGGGCUCCACGUCUGUCUUUCAGUCAGUCUCCUAUCCUGGCUGGUUCAUAGCCACCUCUUCCACCGCAAGACAGACAGUCACUCUUACUCAGCAGAGGGGUGAAUCUAAUAACACUAACUUCUACUUAGAGCCUGAGGAUUUGUUGGUAUAAUGUCCUUUUGGAAUGUGUACGAUUUACCCUUGUUCAUUCAAAUGCUGAUUUCUCUCCCCCACUAUCUGGUUUCAAUCCGGACAUUGCAUUGUGAUGCUUAUUUUAGGUAUCACUUGUCUCAAGUUUGUGUAAACAUGCCUCCAUUUGUUCUCUAAAUUGUCAAUUAAAACAACCAGCCACAAGCAAUGGAGAGGAUAGGGUGGGACAUUCUGGUCCAGAGUGGGAGGAAGAGGAAAGAAGCAGGGAGAGGAGAGGAGGGGAAUCUGGAGAAGUCUUGGAACCACGUGGAGAAAUGAACCGGACCUAAGAUAUCACUAAAAGCAAGUAUAAUGGCUAAAUCUGAAUGGUAGGAAACUAUGCAGGGUUGGAGGUUUAGGAUGGAGUAACUAUUGCCCAGCAUUGUGCUUUAGGUUAAUUAAAUAAACCCUAGUCUCUGUGUGGUGAUUUGGUUAUACAGCUGUUUAGGAAUAAUUGCUGCUUAAGUAAAACAUAUAUCAAUAGUAAAUAUUAACAUACCACAACAAGGAUUAGAUCCAGCAUGAGCCAUAUGUGGCUGAUUCCAGGACAAAGAACCAAACUGUUGGAGAAUCUUUUACUUGAAAACACAGCAAAGCAUCUUAACGAAAAAAAAAAAAAAAAAACAACAAAACAAAACACAAAAAACCCACCAUGCUAUCUCUUCUCCAGACAUCCAUUUCUGAAGUAUCACUCAUUUGGACAUCAUUCUCAUGCAGCAUGAAGCCCAAAAUCUUUUAUCCUUUUAUCCUUUUCUGAUCUUGUCCCACCAUCCAUGCAGCUACCCAGUCCAGUCAAGUCACAGUGUUCUUAUGUGCAGCGCUCCCUCCCUGUUCUCCCAGCAGCCCUUGGUGCAGAGAUGUGGAGUCCAGUCAAUCCAAGGUUCUUCCUUCUUAACUUUAUGCAUGUUUAUUGAAAACAUGAUAAAUAACUAAAAAUAAAUCUCAAAAAUGAGGCACUAUAAAAGGAUACUUUCUAUGUCUUGGUAAUCACAAUAGAUUCAGAAAAUCAUCAGCUAAAGUAUGACACACAAUGUAUACUUGUAUUAUGGUGACUAUUAGCCAAAGUGAAUAUAAAAUGAAUCCAAACUUCAAAGACAUAUUCACAUUAAUUUGAAUUUCAAGCAAAUUAUAUUGUCUUUAGUGAUUGGAAAUUGAAGGAUUGGUUCUGAUAUUCCCUUGUGUUUUCUGAAAUUUUUGCAGUGUUUGUGGGGAUAGUUUUAAGUCAGUUUUUUAUUUUGUGAAGGUGUGGUUAUUUGAAUAAGAAUGUCCCUUAUAGACUCAUAUUUGAAGGCUUGGUUACUAGGGAGUUCAACUAUUUGAAAGGUUUACAAGACUUAGGCGGCAUGGCUUUGUUGGAGUAGCCAUGGUCUUGUUGGAGGAAGUGUGUCACUGAGUGGGCUUUGAGGUUUCAAGAGCCCAAGCCAGGCCCAGAAAAAAAUUUCUCUUCCUAUGGAUCCGGAUGUAUGACUCUCAGCCUCUUCUUCAGCACCAUGGCUGCCUGUGUACCCCUGUUCUUCCAGCCAUGAUUAAUAAUAGAUUUUCUUCUGAAACUGUAAUCAAGUCCCCAGUUAAAUACUUUAUCUUAUAAGAGUUGCUGUGGUCAUGGUGCCUCUUCACAGCAAAAGAACAGUGACUGAGAUAGAGGGUUACUUUAGCUAAAAGUCACAUGGAUUGCAAUAGACUAUGGGAUCCUGAAUAUAAAGAUAAGCAUGGUAAGUUGUCUUCCUUCAGGCCUCACAUAUGCAAAUCAGUAUAUUAGGACUUAUGAUGCUGCAAACCCGCCAUUGAGUUAAAAGUUCUUGGCCAGGUGAAAUAUGUUCCAAAACCUGUCCUGGAAUUAUCUUCUAUACUGUCAUCACCCAUGAUUCCUUUUGGGAUACUCCUUGAAUCCUGCUUUACAUCUCAUAGCUUGCCUUUUAGUCCUGCCAUUUUUAUGUAAGAAGUUUCAAGAAGGUACUAUAUGACAGCUUGCUAUCUCAGUCACAUUGCUUAUCUCUUCCUAUUCCCUAGGACAUCUGGUAAAGGAUUGUUGCAGACCUUGCUUGGUACUCACACAUGCACAAAUGUGGAUAUGUGUGUGUGUGUGUGUGAGAAAGAGAGAGCUGUUCUAUUAGAACAUUUGACCAGUGUACAUGGGAGUGGGUCAGGGAUAGCUACUCUUUUCUAUCAACACAGAUCUGUGAUGUUCUCUGUGUUGGUCCUCUGAAGGUUUCAGCAGGACUAAGAAAAUCAUAAACACUGAACUCAAGAACUCCUCCCCGCAUUGAUCUCCCUCAUUUUCCUUCUUCAAUUUCCCAGCUCCAACUCUUGCUCCCUGGAGCAAGAUUUUUCAUUGCCACACAUGCAGGAUACCUUUAUCUCAGAAUCUGCCCUAGAAGAACGGAUUCUACCAAAGUAAGCAUCUCUCCUUUUCACUAUCCAUACCAUUACUGGAUUUUUUUUUGCCUCUUUAUUUCUGUUAAUGCCUUCACAUGUGUCUCUGACAUGUUUAUCACUUCACAGCUCGUCAGUUAUAUCUUCCUUUUUGGUUUUUCAAGACAGAUAUUCUCUGUGUAGCUGUGGCUGUCCUGGAACUUCCUCAGUAGACCACGCUGGUCUCAGACCCACAGAAACCUGCCUGCCUCUACCUCCUGAGUGCUGGGAUUAAAAACAUGCACCAAUACUGACUAGCCUGUUGUAUCUUCUUAACACCCUAAAUCUGACCUAUUUGGAGGCCACAUUCCAUCUCCCCAGCCAAAGGCAACACCUUCUCUUUGAAAUCACAGAAAUUUUACUUUCUUAUGGAAAAUUUCUUUUGUGUGGCUUUGUACUAUUCUCAUGUGCUGUAUAACAAUUCCUCAAGAAAUGUUGCUAAAAUAAAUUAUCACUGCAUACUGUGCAUCUUACAUCAAUACCAAAGUGUGUUGGCAAGAUGUCACCUUGCAAAGGCAUAGGAAGUAUUCAGCUCCAAGGAAUUAAUUAAUUAAUUAAGCUCCUCAAAGAACAUGAAACUAAAAGCCAGAAAGGCUGCUUAGUAACAUUUAAUCUCAUUUUCUCUGCUUCUUUUCCAUAUGAUCCUUGUGACUUCAGGAAACUUUGGGCAUGUAAAGAUGUCUGCUCAGGAAAUGGUCUUUUUAUGGUGUCUUUGGCCUAUCUGGCUCUAUCCUUCCUCCCACUCCCACAGCACACCCAAAGCUUGGCCUAUUGUUUGGCUGUGGGUCUCUGCUUCUGUUUCCAUCAGCUACUGGAUGAAGCCUCUCAGAAGAUACUUAUACUAUCCGUUCCUGUCUGGAAACAAAGGAGGAGUGAAUCUGGGGGACAGGGCACACCGGCGAGGGACUGGAAGGAGUGGAGAGAGAAACUGCAAUUGGAAGCUGGGCUGCCUUAUCUGGCCUCAGUGGGAGAGGAUGUGUGCAGCCCUGCUGCAACUUAUUGUACCAGGGUGGGUUGGUACCCAU